CUCUGUAACUCAGGUACAAGCGAAUGCGACGGCAGCACCAGAAGCAGCUGAUGGGCCUGGAGAACAAGCUGAAGGCAGAGAUGGACGAGCACCAGCUGAGACUGGACAAAGAGCUGGAGAAUCAGAGGAACAGCUUCUCCAUGGAGGGAGAAAAACUCUCCAAAAAGCACCAGGUCAUCCUGGAGAAGGAGGUGAGCUGGUGGAGGACGAAUGAGACAAAGGCAGUCCUGACUGAGGAGAAGAAGUUCCAGCAGCACAUACUGGCCCAGCAAAAGAAGGAGUUGACCAGUCUGCUGGAGUCCCAGAAACGGCAGUAUCGCCAACGCAAGGAGCAGCUCAAAGAGGAACUGAAUGAGAACCAGUCAACACCAAAGCGGGAGAAACAAGAGUGGCUGGUGCACCAGAAGGAGUGUCUGCAGCAGCUGCAGGCCGAGGAAGAGGCAGGCCUGCUGCGGCGGCAGAGGCAGUAUUAUGAGCUACAGUGUCGCCAGUACAAGAGGAAGAUGCUGCUGGCACGCCACAACCUGGAGCAGGAUCUGCUCCGAGAGGAACUGAACAAGAAGCAGACUCUGAAGGACUUGGAGUGCGCCAUGCUCCUGCGUCACCACGAGUCCACUCAGGAGCUGGAGUUCCGCCAGCUGGGUUUGGUGCAGCAUACGCGGGCCGAGCUGAUCCGCACACAGCACCAGACGGAGCUCACCAACCAGAUGGAGUACAACAAGAGGCGUGAGCAGGAGCUGCGUCAGAAACACGCCGUGGAGGUCCGCCAACAGCCCAAGAGCCUCAAAGUGAGUGAGAGCACCCAAAGCCAGGGGUCUCCCGAAGAGGGAGAGGGCCAGACAACAGAGGGGCCGGGCAGCAGCUGGGACAGUGAGGGAGGGGUGGUACAAGUAGAGGUGGAGGGCGAGAUACAAAAAGAGAGGGAAGUGGUAGAGAGAGAGAUGUAUGAUGGUCAGGAUGAGCUUGAUGGAGCGGUACUGGAAUUCAAAGAUGAGGAGGUAGAGGGCGUCUCUGUGGUUGAAGGGAAAGAUGAGGUAGAUGACGAGAAUAAACCAAAGGGAAAUGAUGACAGAGAGGAUGAGAAGGAGGAGUGGAAAAUUGGCGAAGAAGGGCCAGAGGUGAGGGAAGUAGAAGGAGUGCAGUGGGAGUACGAGGAUGAUCACAGUAAAACUGAACAUGUAGACACCGAUGAAGAGGAAGAAGAGGGCAGGGGCGUGGCCGAUGGUUGCCCAUCAGAGUUCAUCUCAUCCCUGUCCCCGGAAAAGAGACGGCUCCGUGAGCGAGACAUCGAUGAGCUGUCUGAGUUUUACUUCCCUGUUUCUCCAGAGGAGCUGGAGCCCAUACCCACCUCUCCCCCUCCUUCCUCUCCUUCCACCGCCCAAACGUCUUUGCCUUCGCUCUUCUCUCACGCCAUCUGCCUCCUCCUCUCCCUCUCUGUCGCUGCUCAGCCCUCCAACCUCACUUUGCUGCUGCUCUCCAUCUUCCUCCUCUCCCUCCGUCGCUCACCGCCUCUGCCCUCGGUGGCCUCGGUCCUCCUCUCUGCGGAGCUUGCCUUCUUGGCACUCUUCUUCUCCUACCUCUUCCUUCGUUCCUGCUGCUCUCUGUCUCUCUCCACCUACCUGUCGCUCAGCCUCUGGGCCAGCGGCCUCUUCAGUUUAGGACUCUCCCUGAGUUUGGGGAUUUAUUACAUCCCCAUGAUCUUGAUCUCCGCCUCCUUCCUCAGCUCUCCCUCCCUCUUCCUCUCUCUCUACUUGGUGGUCGUGCUGAUUGUGAGGCCGGCCCGCGACUUCCUCCAGUACGCACCUCGUAAAGUCAACCGCCUCUGCAUGCGCGUCCUUUUCCGACUGCCUCGACCCCUGUUUGCCAUGUGCCAGUCAGUCCUGGGUGGUAUGGCUGAGCGUAACCUCUAUGAGAUGUUUCCCAAAGCAGGGCGCAACUGGGGUGUGCGCCAGUCCAAAAUCCCAGUCCCCCUGAAGAGCUUACCCUUAGAGUAUCAGGCUCGCUGCAGUAACACCUCUCCCUUGUCCAAGGGCCUUCUCUGGGUGAGGCGUUUCAGUAGACGGCCCCUCGGGGUCUUGGCAGACCUGGCUAACUCCAUAGUGCUAAAACUAGCCAGACAGCUCCUUAAAAAGCUGCCGAUCAGCGUCCGUGUCAAACUCCUAAAUCUGGGCCUCUUGAAGAAGGAAAUCCCAAGCAGGCUGCCCCAACUGCUGCCCAGGGAAGUCAGAGAGAGGAGACUGAGGGAGAGGAGGAGGAGAGAGAGGGAGAGACAGAGGAGGGAAGAGAGGGAGAGGAUGUUUCGUGAGGAGGUGAGGUGGGAGUGUGGGUUGAGACGGACUGCAUCUGGAAGGUUUGUCAGGGGAAAAAUUCGACCAUGGAGAUAGCAAGAGUUAGACAAAUUAAAGUAAAGAGUGGGAUGUGUGCUGAUGUGUGUGAGCGUGAUCAUGCUCUAUGUUCCAUUAUUUGUGUGUUGUUUUGAUUUGGGCCCACAUGUCUCUCUUUGUUACAUAAUUCCCCAAACUGAGCUUUGGUCGCAUGUCCUAAAGAUGAGACAUAUUCUACCCUGCACACGUGCACAUACAUAUGUGUGCACUGGCUGAAAGUGAUUUUGGCUGUUGAAGCUUAUCCACACAUGUGUACAUGUCUGCACAUGUUGAAUCAGUGGGCUCUGCAAACAGAAACCUGCAGCCAAACCCACUGUUGCUGUACCAAACCAGUGAAGUUUUAACAUUUCAUUAUUGUGCUUUUUGUAAAAGUUCUUCAAAGUUUCUUGAAUUUUAUAAUUUUGCUCUUAAUUUGUAAGACAAAUAUUUUUAUGGUUAUUUUUUAAGACCGUUUUUGUGCAAUCCUUUUGUUUUUCUUUUAUACUGGUCUUAUUUCAUUGGGUGCACUGUUAUCUCAGUGCUUAGAACAAAUAUUACAGUGUUGCAUAGGUUCCUGGCUAUAAUUUCACUCCCCAAAGCUGAAUACUGUGAAAAAGAAAAAACGUAUUGGAAUAAUUUCACUAACAUCACCCCAAACACUACAGGUCGCUCUCAGUCAGUAUGAAAGUGCAAUAAACAGCUAAGCAGAAAUAUCUGGGACCACUGUAGGACAACAUGAAGCGUAAUUUCUAUGUUUAGAAGUCAAAGUGGAAUAUAGUUUGCAGAAGUUUGAGGCCAUUUAGCUGGAACAUUAAGCCUAUCCAAUACAUUGUUUCAUCCGAAGCUGGUGAAAUUAUUAUCGUUCAGAUUGUAGUUAGAUGUACUGUUUUUUAUUGCUCUUUAUGCAAUAAUUUUGUUAUGUUUUACCAUGUAAACAUUUAGAUAUCUUUCCCCUUAAUCAUCACAUAAAUUUAAACCAGUUGAGUGCCUUGUUACAACGGUUUGCACAAAUGUUAACUCUGUUGUGAAGUGACAUAUCCUACAUUUAUAGUGGAAACAUAGGAAUGCAGGAUAUACUUUUGGAGUAGUAAAAUUAGAAAAUAAUAAAAACUUAUUUAAUAUUUCAGUGUAGCUUAAUUUAUAUGAAGCCAUAUAGACAAUCUUUUGAGACACGCAAUCAUAAAAGAAGUCCAAAGAUUGAUGCAACUACUGAAUGUGAAAGUAGAGAUUGAGCAGUUCAUGAUCGUGUGGAGAGAAGGUGUCCAGUUAAAGCAUUUGUUUCAUUUUGCACUGUCCCAAGGACAAAAAAACAAACAAACGGGAGAACAGAUCACUUCAGUUUAGGGCUACAACUAAAGAUUAUUCCCAUUAAUGAUCUGAUGAUCUACAGAUUUUUAUUAUUAUUAUUUUUUUUUUUUGAUUAAAUGUCUAAAAAAUAGUAACAAUUGCCCAUCAUGUCCCAGAGCCUGAGGUGAUGUCCUGAAAUAUCUUACUUUGUUCAACCAAAAGUCCAAAACCCAAAGAUGUUCAGUUUAGACUGAUAUAUGACAGAGUAAGCAGCAAAUCCUCUGAUAUGAGAAGCUGGAACCGGAGAAUGUUGGGCUUUUUUAUCACUAUUUUUUCUUGGGGGGGAAAAUGGCUUUAAAUGAUUAAUAGAUAAUCACAAUAGUUGCUGAUCAUUUUUCUGUCGACCAACAAAUCGAUCAAUCAUUUCAGCUGUACUUUAGUCGGACCAAAAACAAAUUUUACUGUUACUUUCGCAAAUUUGAGGACUUAAAAACCACAUUGCUCUAAUGUGUACAUUUUUUAAGUGAAUUAAGUUAAAUUAAGCAAAUUUCAGUGAAAAUUUGCGAUUGUGACAUUCAUAGAUUUGAGAGUAAAACUGUGCAUAUUUGCAAGGGAAGUCUGGUUAAGAUUAAUAAAAUGCAUUAGUGCUUAUAAAUGCUAAUUAUGUAGGAUGAUAUGCCCUGUGUGUCACAGAAGGACGACAUUGGAGUCAUUACAUGGAGGAAUAUUACUGAGUAGGAAAACUCAGUAUUAACUGUAUUUUGACACAGGGGGAACAAAAAAGUUGGGCACUUUGUUUAGGUGCCCUGCAUUUGGAAUGUCUCGCUAAAAAAAAGACAUUUCACAGCAAACCUUGUGUUUUAUUUGAAUGUAACUUAUUUGCCAUUGAUUUACUUUUGUGUUCCAGUAUCAGUUAUUUCCUGUUCCUCUGUGUAUGUUUACAUGUUUGUAUUCUGUUUGUUGUGACACCGUCUGAGAGAUAUAUCACCUUGAGUUUUUUUAAAUAUUUAAUUUAUGCAGUAUUUAUAAGACUAGUACUGCAUUGUGUUUGGCAGCCAUUUUGUUGUCCUUUUAUUCUCACUUUAGCUGCAUGAGUGUUGGCGUACUGUACGGCCAUGUGCCAGCAAGCAUAGAAAAAUAUUUUGUCAUACUUCCAGAUUUUUCUUUACCCAAAAAAUAAAUUCUUUUGUGUGGAAA
Micropterus dolomieu (smallmouth bass) is the source of this 4847-nucleotide messenger RNA. RefSeq names its product serine/threonine-protein kinase TAO2-like. The record is from RefSeq and is a predicted model, not a curated record. The transcript has 4 exons. Lineage: Eukaryota; Metazoa; Chordata; Actinopteri; Centrarchiformes; Centrarchidae. Bases 24 to 2384 code for a protein of 786 amino acids.